AGUAUUUUGCACUGUUCUUUUUAAUCAAGAGUCUGUCAUCAAAAUGAACGUUGUUAUUACCGGUGCAGCAGGAUUUUUAGGAUCGCGAUUAGCAAAUGCUUUGCUAGCACAUAAUUCAAAGAUAUCUGUUGCGCGACUUGUUUUAAUAGAUUUAAUACAGCCCUCCCCAUAUAACGAUCCACGAGUUACAACACUAUCAGUUAAUCUAGCUGACCCUUCUGCAGUUGAUCUAAUCAUUCAACCCGAUUGUCAUAUAUUAUUCCAUUUAGCUGCAGUAUUAAGUGGUCAAGCUGAAGUUGAUCUCGACCUAGGUCUUCGUGUUAACUUCGAUGCAACUCGAGCUUUAGUCGAAACGGCAAGACGUCGGGCCCCUAAUCUUCGAUUUGUGUAUACAAGUACUAUUGGAGUAUUUGGAGGAAACCUUCCAUCUGUUAUUAAUGAUCUAACGGCAGUCACUCCCGAAAAUUCUUAUGGCUCCCAGAAGGCUAUGUGUGAACUACUUCUAAACGAUUACGCUCGCCGUGGUUUCGUUGAUUCACGAAUAGUAAGACUGCCUACAGUGAGCAUUAGGGCUGGUACCGCGAACCGAGCAGUGACAUCAUUUGCUAGUGGGAUAAUACGCGAACCGCUAAAUGGGAAAUUUAGUAUUUGCCCGGUUGGAACAGCGCAAAAAUUAUACCUAACAAGCCCACAUACAGUAGUGCAGAAUAUAAUACACGCGGCCACGAUUCCGGCAAACGCUCUGGGUUCAUGGCGGGUAGUUAAUUUACCUGGCAUUUGCGUGUCGGUUGGAGACAUGAUUGAAGCGUUGCGGGAAGUAGCAGGUGAUCAAGCAGCAUCGUUAGUGCAGUUUGAGCAAGAUGAAAUGAUUGAACGUAUGGUUGCAAGCUUUCCGAGCCAAUGUGAUUACUCCCGUGCUACGAGUCUUGGUUUUGCAGUUGAUAAACAUUUUAUUGAUAUUAUUCGUUAUUACAUUCGGGAUGACUUAAAUGCUUCAAAUUAAUGUUUUGUUAUUUAUUUUGUAUUAGAUUUUG
This is a messenger RNA of Vanessa tameamea, 1034 nucleotides long. RefSeq names its product D-erythronate dehydrogenase-like. Lineage: Eukaryota; Metazoa; Arthropoda; Insecta; Lepidoptera; Nymphalidae. The record is from RefSeq and is a predicted model, not a curated record. The coding region runs from base 44 to 1003 and encodes 319 amino acids. The transcript has a single exon.